Messenger RNA from Amblyraja radiata (thorny skate), 2126 nucleotides. Its product is annotated as embryonic polyadenylate-binding protein B-like. The record is from RefSeq and is a predicted model, not a curated record. The transcript is spliced from 15 exons. Gene Ontology annotation, molecular function: RNA binding. Lineage: Eukaryota; Metazoa; Chordata; Chondrichthyes; Rajiformes; Rajidae. Bases 1 to 1896 code for a protein of 631 amino acids.
AUGAAUGCGACUGCACCCAGCUACCCCAUGGCCUCUCUCUAUGUCGGAGACCUGCACCAGGAUGUCACGGAAGCCAUGUUGUAUGAGAAGUUCUCUCCCGCCGGGCCCAUCAUGUCUAUCCGUGUGUGCCGUGAUAUGGUCACCCGGCGAUCCCUGGGCUACGCUUACAUCAACUUCCAGCAGCCUGCAGAUGCCGAACGUGCCCUGGACACCAUGAAUUUCGAGGUGAUCAAAGGCCGGCCUGUCCGCAUCAUGUGGUCCCAGCGUGACCCCUCCCUGCGCAAGUCUGGCGUGGGCAACAUCUUCAUCAAAAACCUGGAUGAGUCCAUUGACAACAAGGCCUUGUAUGACACCUUCUCCGCCUUUGGAAACAUCCUGUCCUGCAAGGUAGUCGGUGAUGAGAGUGGAUCAAAAGGAUACGGCUUUGUUCACUUUGAGACGCAAGAAGCUGCCAGCCGAGCGAUUAAUACCAUGAACGGGAUGUUGCUCAAUGACCGGAAAGUGUUUGUCGGACACUUCAAAUCCCACAAGGAGCGGGAAGCGGAGUUUGGUAGCAAGGCUUUGGAGUACACCAACAUCUACAUCAAGAACUUUGGCGAGGACAUGAGCAGCGGCAGACUACGGGAGAUCUUCAAUGUCUUUGGAAAGACGCUGAGCGUCCGGGUGAUGACGGACCAACACGGACGUUGCAGGGGCUUUGGCUUCGUCAACUUCGAGAAGCAUGAAGAUGCCCUCAAGGCCGUGGCCAAGAUGAAUGGCAAGGAAAUCAACAGCCGGGCGGUGUACGUCGGCCGGGCCCAGAAGAAGGCGGAGCGUCAGAGUGAGUUACGCCGCAAGUUUGAUGUGAUAAAACAGGAGCGGAACAGUCGGUAUCAGGGAGUGAACCUCUACGUGAAAAAUCUAGACGAUGGGAUCGAUGAUGAAUGUCUGAGGAAGGAGUUCUCCCCGUAUGGAACUAUAACCAGUGCAAAGGUGAUGACGGACGGAACUCGCAGCAAAGGCUUUGGUUUUGUCUGCUUCUCCUCGCCAGAGGAGGCCACCAAGGCUGUGACGGAGAUGAACGGGCGCAUCGUCAGCACCAAGCCCCUAUACGUGGCCCUGGCCCAACGCAAGGAGGAACGCAAGGUCCACCUCACCAACCAGUACAUACAGCGCCUGGCCAACGUCAGGGCGCUGCCUAGCCCGCUGGUCGGAUCCUUCCAACACCUGCCCCCUUCUGGAUACUUCAUGCCCACUCUACCCCAGGUUCAGAACCGGACUGCAUAUUACGCUGCCUCUCCAGUGACUCCCAUCCGCCCAUCACAGCGUUGGACUGCGCACCCUAUCCGCCCUCCUACCCCCUACCACAGCGUGGUCCCCACCAACCGAGGAGGAGCUCCCCGGAGAGGGGUCACCAGCAUCAGCACAAUGAGACAGGCUUCCACCCAGGUUCCCCAGCUGCCCCCCAAUGCCCAGAGAGUCGCCACAAUCGGAACACAGACCGUCGGUCCGCGUACAGUGCUGUCCGGACCAAUGGUGCGGGUCCUUCCACAGUAUAAAUACACCCCGGGAGUUUCGGAGUUGUGUAAUGGGGUCUCUCUUGUGCCGCUGUUGCAGGUGCCCCAGCCUGUGCCACGUGUCCAUGGUCAGAUGCCACUCACGACCUCCAUGCUGGCUGCUGCCCUCCCCCUCGAACAGAAGCAGAUGCUGGGUGAGCGUCUCUUUCCGCUGAUCCACAGUCUGCACCCGACCCUCGCCGGCAAAAUCACCGGGAUGUUGCUGGAGAUCGACAACUCCGAGCUGCUGCACAUGUUGGAGUCUCAGGAGAUCCUCUGCUCCAAGGUGGAGGAGGCGGUGGCUGUGCUUCAGGCUCAUCAGGCUAAAGACGAUGUGCAGAGGAAAGGAGCCGUGGUCUGACCAGGAGAGGCCACGUCUGCAGGAUUGGAAAAACUCCAGGAAACCCACUUUGUGAAGAGAAGACUUUUGGAAAAACAAUUGAAUAAAUUGUUCAUGUUGUUGAGGUUUCAAUGGGGAGAGAAUUGAUCAAAGAGUCUGGGAGAUAAAGGUCUAACAGAGAUUGUGUUGAUUGUCCUAAAUGUAUGUCCUACUUACACCUUUAUUAAACUACACUGAAACUGGAUCUAAAG